CAUAAGUAAAGUUGCUUUUGUAACAGAGCAGGUCUAAAGGCUAAUUUUGGUACACAAAUAAUACCAUGUCUUUAUGGAACUACAGUGAACAGGGUUAAGCUUUUCUAUGACUCGGCAAUGACUGAGUUUGACUCACUGAGUUCACUAUCCCCAGAACAGACCGAUUCCCUGGCCUCUCCCGGGAUUCGGAAUUCCAUGAGAUUCGGCGAUAUUGUACGGAUGGGGAGCGUUGAAGAGGGUGAAGAAGAAGGGCGGGUGCUGAAUGUGGACGAGACUAUAUUCGUUGCGGUGGGGAAGGACGUGAAACAGAGCGAAACGACGCUGCUUUGGGCGGUAAAGAACUUCGCAGGGAAGAAUAUAUGCCUGCUCCAUGUUCACAAGCCUUCCCGCGUGCUUUCACUUUCAGAAGGAAAUGGUCCUGCCAGUAAAUUGAAACAAGGAGCCAUCAAGGUAUACCAAGCACUUGAGAGGACAAAACUUCGCAAACUUCUAGAUCAGUACCUACUGAUUCUCAUCCGAGCAGGGGUGCAGGCAAAUGAAGUAUGGAUUGAGAUGCAAAAAGUUGAAGAGGGGAUUGUUGAAUUAAUUGCUCGGCACAAUAUUAGAUGGCUUGUCAUGGGGGCAGCUGCAGAUGAAUAUUAUUCUGAGAGAUUGGCAGAGAUAAAGUCCAGGAAAGCAUUUUUUGUAUGCAACAAGGCAGCUAGUUCUUGUCAUAUUUGGUUUGUUUGUAAGGGGCACCUCAUAUAUACAGGGGGAGACAGAGAAGAUGAAUCUGAAAUAGAAAUUGCCCCUCCUUUGCUGCUUACAAGUUCGGCUAGUGGAGCAGAGCAACCAGAGCAUUUAAAAUCAGAGUCAACUCAUUGGCUGAGAAAUCUAGAUGCUGAGGAAGAUACCAGUGAAUUGGAAGAAAUAUCAAAGAGGUUGAUCCCAUUGCUGAUAGAUGAGGAGGACAAAGCAGCUUGUGAAAGUUAUCAUCUAGUAGAACCAAACAUUGUGGACACUAAUAUGAACUCAAAACAGAAAGGAUAUGAAGAGACAGUGAAGCGGUGGAAAGAGGAAGAUAAUGCCAUGGAGGCUAAAUGCAAGGCCAAAGCAUUUGAAAGUUUAUGCACAAAAGAGAUGAGCCAAAGAAAAGAGAUGGAAGAAGCGCUCGCUAGAGUAAGGCAGGAAAUAGAUGGGAUGAAGGAUGAACGUAAUGGAUUCAUAGGACAACUCCAGAUGGCCCAGGACAAUAAGUUAGCGCUGGAGAGCCAACUGGGAGACUCUCAGUGUAUGGUGGAGCAGUUAGAGUCGAAGCUCCUCUCAGCUGUGGAGCUCCUGAUAACUUUCAAGGAUAGGCGGGAUAAGCUGCAGAUAGAGCAUAGAGAUGCAAUAACAAAAGUCAAAUGGCUAAGGACAUCGAUAAAAGGGGAAGCUGCAAGCUUUUGUCGGGCAGAAUUCCCUGUGUUCUCUUUUAUGGAGAUAAACGAGGCAACUCACAAUUUUGACCCAUCCUGGAAGAUUGGAGAAGGAAGGUAUGGAAGUGUUUACAAAGGGAUUCUUCGCCACAUGCAUGUUGCUAUAAAGAUGUUGCCUUCUUAUGGUUCUAAAACUUCGAUUGAAUUUCAUCAGGUAGAGGUCUUGAGCAGAGUGAGGCAUCCAAACUUGGUAACACUGAUUGGAAACUGUCCAGAAUCCAGGUCACUUGUGUAUGAGUACCUAAGAAAUGGCUGCCUUGAAGACCGCCUUGCCUGCAAAGGCAACACUCCACCUCUUCCAUGGAAAGUCCGAACUUGCAUUGCUACUGAGAUAUGCUCUGCCCUUGUCUUCCUUCACUCAAAUAUCCCUUGUCUUGUGCAUGGGAAUGUGAAACCCAGUAACAUUCUCUUUGAUGCAAACUUUGUGAGCAAACUGGGUGAUCUGGGCAUCGUUGGUUUGAUCCCACAGAAUGAAAAUCCAGCCAACUUCGCCAGAAUACAUAAUGACCCAAAUGGAACUGAUGUGUAUAUGGAUCCAGAGUAUCUUGAAACUGGAAACCUUACACCCGAGUCAGAUGUUUACUCAUUUGGGAUUAUACUAUUACAGCUUUUAACUGCAAGACCACUCCUAGGGAUAGCGGAGGAUGUGAAAACCGCUUUAGAAAAUGACAACAUCGAGGCGUUGUUGGACAUUUCAGCUGGGGAUUGGCCACUAGAGCAAGCAAAGGAGCUGGCUUACUUAGCACUGAGGUGUUGCGAGAAGAACCGGUUGAAUCGGCCUGACCUAUGGGUUGUCCACGAGGCAAUGGGCGCUUCCUGUGCUGCCUCGGCAUCAUGCUUGAUUUCCAAGAAACUUAUUAGGACACCAUCCCAUUUUGUCUGCCCCAUUUUCCAGGAAGUCAUGAAAGAUCCACACAUAGCAGCAGAUGGGUUUACCUAUGAAGAAGAAGCAAUAAGAGGAUGGUUGAAAGGCGGCCACAAUACCUCGCCCAUGACAAAUCUUAAGCUUGAACACUGCAAUCUGGUCCCCAAUUAUGCCCUUCAGUAUGCUAUUCAACAGUGGCAACUAGAGUUGUAAAAAUUUCAUGAAUCUUUAUUUCUUUCGUAUACAAGGUGGUUCGAAUUGCAAACAUUGUAAAUCACAGUGACCAAAUAUACUAAAUUUGAAACAAUGACCAAAAAAAUUUUGGGCACAA
This is a messenger RNA of Prunus mume (Japanese apricot), 2653 nucleotides long. The record is from RefSeq and is a predicted model, not a curated record. NCBI's taxonomy places the organism in Eukaryota, Viridiplantae, Streptophyta, Magnoliopsida, Rosales, Rosaceae.